AUGUCCAAGUUAAUUGCAAAUCUUGAUAGCAGCUUUUCUAAAUAUGCUCUUGCUGCAGGAACUGGUUUAACUAUAGGAUACUUGCUAAGUCGAUUAGUAUUCUGUAGUAGUAGUGCUAGUAAGAGCAAGGAAACUGAUUACUAUGAAACCCGAAAGCUACUAGAUGAAUACUUGGCCAUGCAUUUUGGCAAGGAACUUGAUCUACUGCAGUAUAAGUUCUUUCCUGCACAAGCAUUAGAAUUCCCCCAGCGCUGUGCUGACCAGUGCAUCAAGCACUAUCAAAAUACCACACCUCGCCGUGCUUUAGAUAUUGGCUGUGCAGUGGGAGCGUCUUCUUUCGACUUAGCACGAUGUUUUGAUGAAGUUGUUGGCAUUGAUUAUUCGCAAUCUUUUAUUAAUGCUUGCAAUGAAUUAAAAAAAAAGGGUCGAAUGGACUAUUCUAUUAUCAAUGAAGGAGACCUUACUAAACCUUGCACUGCAGAAAUUCCAGCUGAUAUUGAUCGAUCUCGCGUACACUUUCAAUGCGGUGAUGCAUGCAAUUUACCAACAAAUCUUGGACAAUUUGGCUGCGUCCUGGCAGCAAAUUUGAUUUGCCGAUUACCAGAUACACGUGCAUUUCUAUACCGUCUUCCGUCAUUGGUAGCUGCAGGAGGUAUUUUAGUAAUUACGUCGCCGUAUACGUGGUUGGAACAGUUUACACCUAAGGAUAAAUGGAUUGGUGGUUAUUUGGACAAAGAUGGCAAACCAGUUACAGGUUUCGAUACGUUGAAAUCGAUACUUGGUACACAUUUUGAUCUUAUCGAUGAUGAGAAUAUGCAAUUUUUUAUUCGAGAAACUGCACAUAAGAAUCAAUGGUCAGUCGCUCAUUGCACUAUAUGGAAACGAAAAGAGAACUAA
Messenger RNA from Trichoplax adhaerens, 897 nucleotides. RefSeq lists its product as uncharacterized. Lineage: Eukaryota; Metazoa; Placozoa; Uniplacotomia; Trichoplacea; Trichoplacidae. The transcript is spliced from 4 exons. The record is from RefSeq and is a predicted model, not a curated record. Gene Ontology annotation, molecular function: S-adenosylmethionine-dependent methyltransferase activity. Bases 1 to 897 code for a protein of 298 amino acids.